AGAGAAAACGGACAGCUUUGAGACUUUGGUGGCUAUGGGGACUCGGGAGGUUUAUGAAGAGAGGUUGAGAACAGGGAAUCUGCAUCAUGAUCCGACUAUCAAGCCUGGAUUGGGUUCUGCUCGCUGCCCUCGCUGCUUGUCUCUCUUAAACCCCACCUAUGACAAAUCAGAAUGGACAAUCACACCGGUUUUGCAUGACUUUACUGCGGUGGCUGGCUCUGUAAUGGGCGGAAUGCUUAGCACAGUCUAUGGGUUGAACACAGAAAAACUAUCUUUCAGGUAUCCCCUUUGUUCAGAGGCGUGUCAAGGGAUCAAAGUGGCUUCCUUUUAUCAUUGGGGUUCCUCCACUUCUGAUGUUUUCUGCAGCUAGUGCAGCAUUUGGUGGUCAUGCACUUCCAAAAUUUACACAGCUCACUGUGACCUCAUAUUAUGCUGCUUCAAGUGCAUCACAUCAUGGUAUAUCAUUGCUUACAAGGCACAUUGAAGAAUCACAUACUGCAGCCGCUCAACGUGAAAAACUCAGCUGAUUACGUCCAGCUCCGUCCCCGAAGCAGAAACAGAGCUUCGUCGAACAAAGCACGCAGCACAGAAAGCUUAAUGAGAUAAGGCGGGGCAGAUGGGCAGUCUUGCGGAGGAGCGAGCGCGGCGGCAGAGAGAGCAAUGGUAGCGGCAGGCUCGAGCCGCGCGGCAGGCUUAGGCCGCACGGCAGUCAUGUUUUUCUUCUUCUCCUCGGCCUGCUAUGUUCCUCUUUCUUCUAGUCCCUUCUUUUCCUUGCUCGGCAGUAGGCUUGUUUUUUGCUCCGUGUCUGCGGCAUGAAGCUUGUGCUUAUUCCAAUUUCUAGUAAAAAAAAAUUAUUUACGUUUUGCUUUAUUUCUUUCUCCGGUUUAUUUUCUUCCAUUAUCUCCUCCUCUAUGGUCUGGCACACACAUCGGCGACAACAGCGGCAGAUAUUGUCAUAGAAGAAACAAUUGUGGCAGUGGCAGAUUCGACAACAAUAGUGAGGUGUGAAGAGAUUGGGAGUCUCAACUUCUUCCUUCCCUUAUUUUCAGCUUCUUUCAUCAAUUUAGGUUAUUUUUUAAUUUUGAUUUUUUUCCGUCCUCCUCUUGACUCCAACACAUACAGUAAGUAGUGCUAUGUUUUUUUUAGAGAAGAAAAGUGCUGGCUUUAAUUUGUCAAUGUAAUUGGAGAUUGUUGAUAUUAAUAUUAAUACAUUAUUGUUGAUAAAUGAUUUUAAUAAGGGUCUUUCUACGGUGCACAAACUAAUUUCAUGUGUUUUGGUACAUUGCAUUUCUUGUCCAAUAAAAUCAUAGCAUGGUGCCACAUCAUAGUGUCAUAUCUUUCUCAAAUAUUUGUGGCAUCACCAUUACACCAAUGGGAUACCGGUGCAUAGUCAUUUAUGCAAGUCACCGUAGAAUUUUCCUUUUAAUAAAGUGAUUGUUAUAAUGA
Messenger RNA from Cuscuta europaea, 1446 nucleotides. Lineage: Eukaryota; Viridiplantae; Streptophyta; Magnoliopsida; Solanales; Convolvulaceae. The record is from the annotation of a GenBank genome assembly.